AGCUCUCAGGGGCAAGGGGCCAGCGCGUCUUGCCAGCUCGAAGUGCCACGACUUCACAGCAGACCACGGAUCCAGCGGAGUGACGGGAGAACAGUGGGGGAAAAAGCAAGUUAGCUUGAUAGCAAGGGAAUAAAAAGCAGCUUCGCACCAAAGUCACUUCACCUCCAACUGCAAGCUUUUGUGCCCUCGAUCCGUCUCCCUUGAAGUAAGCAGACUUAGCUUCAUCCGCAGCGGAGUUUACUGAAACCAAAUGAUGGACAUCUAUGACCCCCAGACCCUUGGGAUUGUGGUGUUCGGUGGAUUCAUGGUGAUCUCUGCGCUUGGGAUUGCCCUCGUUUCCACUUUCUCCAUGAAGGAAACCUCUUACGAGGAGGCGCUAGCCAAACAGCGCAGAGAGCUGGGUAAGGUACAGACGGUUCGCUCCGACAAAAAGAAGAAAGACAAAGCAUCUGAGAAGAAGAGCCGUGGGAAGAAGAAAGACGACAAACCCAAUGGAAAGAUCCCGGAGCAGGAGAAGACCGAGGAGGCCGCUGAAGCCGACUCUGAAACGGAUGCGGCCGGCGAGCCUGCUGCUGCUGUUGCCCCACCACCGGCUGAAUCUGCCCCCCUUCCGGUCAUCCAGCCUGCCCCUACUGUGGAGGUGAAGUCAGACGUACAAACCAAAACUGCACCUGAACCCCCUGCUGUUGCUGAGCCGUCACCUGUGCCUUCACCUAAAGAGAAGAAGAAGAAGAAGGUGGCCAAGGUUGAACCAGCUUCGACUCAGCCCAUCUCGGCUGCUCCUGCACCUGCCAAACCUUCAAGUGCACCUGUGAAACCGUCAGUAGCACCUGCCAAACCUUCGAGUGCACCCGUGAAACCGUCAGUAGCACCUGCCAAACCUUUGAGUGCACCUGCACCCGCAAAGUCCUCGGCGACUCCUGCACCUGUGAAACCUUCAGGUGCACCUGCCGCAAACCAGGCUCCACCAUCUGCCCCGGCCAAAGCUCCUGCCCCCAAGUCUGUGCCGGCACCAACAAAAUCUGCCCCUCCGUCUGCCAAGUCAGCUCCAGCUUUGACCCCUGCCCCAGCCAAAUCUGCCCCAGCCCCAGCCAAGUCGACUCCUGCCCCAACCAAGCCCGCCCCUGCACCCACCAAGGCUGCUGCAGCCCCAGCCAAGUCUGCGGCACCCUCGUCUAAAAUGGCGCCGGUGUUGGAGGCGGUCAUCAAAGAAGUCCCGGUCAUGGCGGUUCCCCCGGUGGGAUCUUCACAGGGACCUGCUGCUGCCGCCAAAACUCAGGAGCCCAAGAAGAAGGCUUCCAAGAAGAAGUCUGAGCCUGCUUCUGCAGCGGCAGCUGUGGACUCUGCUGAGGCUCCUCUGUACCUGCCUUACAAGGCUCUGGUGUCCACCAUCAGCAGCAUGAUGUUCAGUGAGGGGGAAGCACACAGGCUCAUUGAGAUCCUGUCAGAGAAAGUGGGGAUCAUCCAGGACACCUGGCACCGGGCCAGUCAGAAAGGAGAUCCGGUGGCUGUGUUGAAGAAGCAGCUGGAGGAGAAAGACAAACAGCUGUCAGUGGAGCAGGAGGAUGCUUCUGCUGUCAAGAACCGUCUGAGAGAACUCACCAAGGAGCUUUCUGCUGAGAAGUCCAAAGUGGCCAAUGUGGAAACCAAACUCAGCUCUCAGCUGAGCAAGAGGGAGCAAGAAAUGAUCGCUCUGCAGGCCCGCAUGCAGGCCAGCUACCAGGACCACGUGGCCCAGACGCAGCGGCUCAACGCCAAGAUCCUGAGUCUGCAGGAGCAACUGGAAAAAGGGCCCAAUGCCCAACUGGCUCGUCUGCAGCAGGAGAACUCCAUCCUUCGAGACGCACUCAACCAGGCCACCAGUCAAGCUGAAAGCAAACAAAACGCAGAGCUAGCCAAGCUCCGCCAGGAAUGUGCAAAGUUAACCAAAGAGCUGGGAGAGAAGACUGAGAGUCAGCUCGCUGAAGAACACGCCAGGAAAGGGCUGGAGGCCAAAGUCUCUGCUGCCGAGAAGCAGCUGUCGCAGCUACAGGCCAGCCACAGCGACCAGGAGCAGGCGUUGCAGAAAAGGUUGGACGAGGUGUGCGAGGAGCUCAGAGCGACCCAGAGCAGAAACGUCAGCCUGCAGGCCACUUUAGACAAAGCCCAGCAGGAAGGCAGCGCGCUCUCAGAGUUACAGGCUCAAACAGGGAGACUGGAGGCGGACAUCCGAGAGCGCUCUGCUCAGGUGGAGACCCUCACUGCUCAGCUGGAGGAGACCCGGGAGGAGAAAAGCCAGCUCACGCUGAAGGUAGCCUCCAUCACCUCCCUGCUGGAGGCCAGUCAGAACAAAAAAGAGGAGGAAAGCCAAAAGCAGGAAGACUCUGCAGAGCUGGAACAUCUGAAGCUCAGCCUUGCAGAGAGAGAGUCUCAGCUGAGCGCGCUCCAAGAGGAGCUGAAGCAGCUGCAGACAAAACAGGAAGUGGCUGAAAAAAAUGUGGCAGAGCUCGAGCAAAAAAAGAGUGAGGACUCCAGCCUGGUCUCAUCGCUUCAGGAUGAACUUCAGCGCCUUAAAGAGGAGAUGCCGCAACUUCAGAACACAUCGUCACAUGCUUCAUCAGAACUGGCACUUCUACAGUCUAGUCUGACUGAGAGAGACGCCCUCGUUACAUCACUGCAGGCGGAGCUGAGAGAGGCGAGGGAAAAGUCUGCAGCAGACGCACAGGAAGCUUCGGCACAACUGGCAGAAUUUCAGAAUAAGACCAAAGAGACUCUCAAGUCCAUGUUCCCUCAAAUCUCAGUGGACACAGAGCAGCUCGACUGGUUCCAAGUAUUUACCCAGAAAGCUCAGGAAGUUCUCAUCCAGCAGAGCCAACAGUCGACCACAGAGAUGCCAGAUCUGUCUGAGAAAGUGAAGGAGGCAGAGGAGAGCCAGCGCUCCCUGCAGGCUGAGUGUGAGCAGUACAGGACAGUUCUGGCCGAAACGGAAGGAAUGCUGAAGGAUCUACAGAAGAGCGUGGAAGAGGAGGAGCAGGUGUGGAAGUCCAAGAUGACGAACUCAGAGGAGCAGUUGAAGGAGGCUUUGGAGAAGGUCAGCAGGAUGGAGGCAGAAAACCAAAGUAUCCAGAAGUUGAAUGAGCAGGUGAUGCUUCUGGAGGCUCAGCUGGAGAAGCAGUCAGACAUCCUGGUGACCUCAGAGGAGCUGGAGGAGCUGAAGCUGCAGCUGGCAGACAGUCAGAGUCGGCUGGAUUUGGCCCUGAAGGAGGCGCAGGCACACAAGGAGGAGCUUGGACAGGUCAGGGAGCAGCUGAGCGAGAUCACAAAGCGGGCUCAGGGAGAGCAGAACGGCCCGGCUGAGGCUGAACCUAGUCAGGCACAGACGACCAUAGGGGAGCUGAAGGCCCAGCUCGAGCUCCUAAAAGCUUCUGAGGAAUCUCCUCAGUCCGACACAGAAGACGUAUCUCAACUGAAGGAGCGCCUGGAGAAGGAGAAGAAGCUGUCCAAAGACCUGGGCCAAGCAGCCACCAAACUCCAGCAGCUUCUCAAAGCCACUCAGGAGCAGCUGACCAAAGAGAGGGAGACUGUGAGAACAUUACAGGAACACCUGGAGGGCAAGGGGGAGUACGUGGAACUGAAGGAAGGCACGUCCGUCUGAGAUGAAGAUCUUUGCAAACACUAAAAAAUCUACCAAAAAGGCCUUAUGGAUUCCAAAAAUUUCUUUCUUGUACUGUAGUUGAUCGCAUUUGUAGGACUUGAUCAUUUCAGAGUAAGAUUAGAGAGAAUCCUGCUGUAAUCUGAAACCCACAUUCCAUCUUCAACUGUCAGGAAUUAUUUAUGCCUUAUAUUACACCCCCCACCCUAUAGUUCAGUGUUAAAAGGGAAACCGGAUGUACGUGGGACGUGCAUCAACCUGUGCAAUUACUUUGUAUGUCUUUUCUAUGUGGUUGAAUGACGGGAACAUUUUAUGGUCUAUCCAUACAGUACUCUGUAGCUGGCUGACAUGGUUUUUGUAUGAAUGAAUAAACUACAGUGUAGCACUAA
This is a messenger RNA of Oryzias melastigma (Indian medaka), 4020 nucleotides long. RefSeq names its product ribosome binding protein 1a (gene rrbp1a). The record is from RefSeq and is a predicted model, not a curated record. Bases 251 to 3634 code for a protein of 1127 amino acids. The transcript is spliced from 26 exons. Gene Ontology annotation, cellular component: endoplasmic reticulum membrane. Gene Ontology annotation, biological process: protein transport. Lineage: Eukaryota; Metazoa; Chordata; Actinopteri; Beloniformes; Adrianichthyidae.